This is a messenger RNA of Dromaius novaehollandiae (emu), 5055 nucleotides long. RefSeq names its product beta-1,4-glucuronyltransferase 1 (gene B4GAT1). The record is from RefSeq and is a predicted model, not a curated record. Gene Ontology annotation, cellular component: Golgi apparatus. Gene Ontology annotation, molecular function: glucuronosyltransferase activity. The coding region runs from base 1841 to 3835 and encodes 664 amino acids. NCBI's taxonomy places the organism in Eukaryota, Metazoa, Chordata, Aves, Casuariiformes, Dromaiidae. The transcript has 2 exons. Gene Ontology annotation, biological process: protein O-linked glycosylation via mannose.
CGCAUGCGCGGCUCCUCCCGGCGACGCGGCUCGGUGAGCUCCCGGCCCCGGCGGUCGCGCCCCCCCCCCCCCCCCCGGACUGGUCCCAGCGCCCCCCCCAAACUGGUCCCAGUGACCCCCGGGCUGCCCCCUCCCCCCCCCCCCCGGACUGGUCCCAGCGCCCCCCCCGGACUGGUCCCAGUGACCCCCCGAAACUGGUCCCGGUCCCCCCCCCCCCGGCUCCCCCCCCCCCGGACAGGUCCCAGUGCCCCCCCCAUACUGGUCCCAGCACCCAUAACUGGUCCCAGCGCCCAUAACUGGUCCCACUGACCCAUAACUGGUCCUAGCACCCAUAACUGGUCCCAGUGCCCCCCCUAUACUGGUCCCAGUAUCUGUAGCUGGUCCUAUAACUGGUCUCGGCACCCAUAACUGGUCCCAGUGCCCCCCUUAUACUGGUCCCAGCGCCCAUAACUGGUCCCUAUGACCCAUAACUGGUCCCAGCACCCAUAACUGGUCCCAGUGCCCCCCCCCAUACUGGUCCCAGCACCCAUAACUGGUCCCAAUGACCCAUAACUGGUCCUAGUGCCCCCCCAUACUGGUCCCAGUGUCCGUAGCUGGUCCUAUAACUGGUCCCAGUGCCCCCCUUAUACUGGUCCCAGCACCCAUAACUGGUCCCAAUGACGCAUAACUGGUCCUAGCACCCAUAACUGAUCCCAGUGCCCCCCCCAUACUGGUCCCACCACCCAUAACUGGUCCUAAUCACCCAUAACUGGUCCCAGUGCCCCCCCCAUACUGGUCCCAGUAUCCGUAGCUGGUCCUAUAACUGGUCCCAGUAACUGGUCCCAGUGCCCCCCCAUACUGCUCUCAGCACCCAUAACUGGUCCCAGGGCCCCCCUAUACUGGUCCCAGUGCCCAUAGCUGGUCCUAGUGACCCAUGACUGGUCCCAGCACCCAUAACUGGUCCCAGUGCCCCCCCCAUACUGGUCCCAGUGCCCAUAGCUGGUCCUAGUGACCCAUGACUGGUCCCAGCACCCAUAACUGGUCCCAGCACCCUGUCAUCAGCCCCAGCACCCCAAAACCAGUCCCAGCCCCCUGUAACUGGUCCCAGUGACUGCCCCAUACUGGUCCCAACACCCAUAACUGGUCCUGGUGCCCCAUAAUGUGUCGCAGCACCCACAACACGUCCCAGCACCCAUAACUGGUCCCAGUGACCCCAUAACUGGUCCCAGUGAGCCAUAACUGGUCCCAGCACCCGUAACUGGUCCCAGCACCCAUAACUGGUCCUGGUGACCCCAUAACUGGUCCCAGUGAGCCAUAACUGGUCCCAGCACCCGUAACUGGUCCCAGCACCCAUAACUGGUCCUGGUGACCCCAUAACUGGUCCCAGUGAGCCAUAACAGGUCCCAGCACCCAUAACUGGUUCCAGUGACCCCAUAAGUGGUCCCAGUGAGCCAUAACUGGUCCCACCACCCGUAACUGGUCCAGGUGACCCCAUAACUGGUCCUGGUGACCCCAUAACUGGUCCCAGCACCUGUAACUGGUCCAGGUGACCCCAUAACUGGUCCAGGUGACCCCAUAGCUGGUCCCAGUGACCCCAUAACAGGUCCCAGGGACCCCAUAACUGGUCCCAGUGACUAGUAACUGGUCCCAGUGAGCCGUAACUGGUCCAGGUGACCCCAUAGCUGGUCCCAGUGACCCCAUAGCUGGUCCAGGUGACCCCAUAGCUGGUCCCAGUGACCCCAUAACAGGUCCCAGUGACCAGUAACUGGUCCAGGUGACCCCAUAACAGGUCCCAGUGACCUAUAACUGGUCCCGGGGACCCCAUAACUGGUCCCGGUGACCCCCGGCCGCCCCCAGGGCGAUGGCCCGGCGGUGCUCGGCGCUGGGGGGCUGCGCCUGGGCCCUGGGGGCUCUGGCCUUGGCCCAGCUCCUCUACCUGAGCCUGCUGGGGGGUCCCCGGGGGCCCCCGGCGCCCGGAGCCGCCGCCCCCCCCCGAGGCCGCCGCCGUCCCCCCCCGCCGCCCCCCCGGGGCCGCCUGGACGUCUCGGGCGCCUUCCGGAUCUACCGGGACCUUCUGGCGCCAUCGGCCCCCGGGUGCCCGGAGACGCCCGAGGUGGUGCUGGCCACCCACGGGACGCCGGAGCGGGUGGCGGGGGCCCUGGGGAGCCUGGCGGGGCUCUGGGGGGGGCCGCUGUCGGUGGCGGUGCUGGCGGCGGGGCCGGGGGGGCCGGGGCGGCUCGGGGGGCUGCUGGGAGCCCUGGGCGGGUGCCGGGAGCUGCGGGGGCGGCUGCGGGUGCACGCGGUGACGGCGGCCGGGGCGCCGCGGCCCGAGAGGCCCGGGGUGCUGGGCGGCGGGUGCCGGCGGGGCUUGGCGCGGGUGGCGGGGGCCCCGGCGCCCCCCAACUACGCCCUCGGGCCCGAGACCCCGUACCCGGGUAACCUGCUGCGCAACGUGGCCCGGGGGGGCGCGGGGGGCGGCCCCGGGCGCUUCGUGCUGCUGCUGGACGCCGACGUGGUGCCCAGCCGGGGGCUGCGCGAGGCCUUGGUGGCCAUGUUGCGGCGCGGGGGACCCCCCGCUUUGGGGGCCGGGGGGGUCCCGGGCGGCCCCGAGGCGUUGGGGGACCCUAAGGCGGUUGGGGGGGUCUUGGGGGACCCCAACGUGUUGAGGGACACCAACGCGUUGGGUGCUGGGGGGGUCUUGGGGGACCCCAACGCGUUGGGUGCUGGAGGGGUCUUGGGGGACCCCAACGCGUUGGGUGCUGGAGGGGUCUUGGAGGAACCCAACGCGUUGAGGGUCUCCAACGUGUUGGGUGCUGGGGGGGUCUUGGGGGACCCCAACGCGUUGGGUGCUGGAGGGGUCUUGGGGGACCCCAACGUGUUGAGGGACCCCAACGCGUUGGGUGCUGGGGGGGUCUUGGGGGACCCCAAUGCGUUGGGUGCUGGAGGGGUCUUGGGGGACCCCAACGCGUUGAGGGUCUCCAACGCGUUGGGUGCUGGGGGGGUCUUGGGGGUCCCCAAUGGACUCGGGAUCCCCAACGCAUUGGGUGCUGUGGGUGCCGGGGGGGUCCCGAAGGCCCUGGGUGCCCCAGAUGCCCUGGUUGCCCCCCACGACCCCGGGGUCCCCGACACCCUGGACGUCCCCGACGCGCCGGGUGUCCCCAACGACCCCGGGGUGCUCCACGUCCUCGACGUCCCCAACGUCCCCAACGCGCCGGGUGCCCCCAACGACCCCGGGCUGCUCCACGUCCCCGACGUCCCCGAGGCUCCGGGUGCCCCUGACCCGCUGGACGUCCCCAACACCCUGGGGGUCCCCGACACCCCGGCCGUCACCCCGGGCGGCCCCUGGGCGGCCUGGGCCCGCGUGGCCCUGGUGCUACCGGCCUUCGAGGUGCCGGCGGGGACCCCGGUGCCGGGCACCAAGGAAGAGCUGGGGCGGCUCUGGGGGGCCGGGGUGGCCCGGCCUUUCUACGGGGCGCUGUGUCCCCGGUGCCAGGCGCCCACGGGCUACGGGCGCUGGCUGGCGCUGCCGCCCGCCCCCCGGCUGGGCGUGGCCUACGUGGCGCCGUGGCGGGACCCCUGGGAGCCCUUCUACGUGGCGCCGGCCGACGGGGUGCCGCCCUUCGACGAGCGCUUCCAGCAGUACGGCUUCAACCGCAUCAGCCAGGCGUGCGAGCUGCACGUGGCCGGCUUCUCCUUCGCGGUGCUGGACGGCGCCUUCGUGGUUCACCGGGGCGUCAAGGCGCCGGGCGGCUUCCACGGGGGCCGCGAGGCCGAGCUGCGCCGCAACCGCCGCCUCUUCCGCCGCUUCAAGGAGGAGCUGCGCGGGCGCUACCCCGGCUCCCCCCGCCGCUGCUGAGCCCCGGACGCCUGGGCCCCCGCACGCCGGGGCCCCCCGGACGCCUGGGCCCGGUCUAGGACACUCCCGGACGCCUGGGCCCUUCGUGACGUCUCUACCAACGCUUCAAGGAGGAGCUGCACGGGUGCUACCGUGGCUUGUCGCGAUGCUGCUGAGCCCCGGACACCUGGGCCCCCGCACGCCGGGGCCCCUCGGACGUGUGGGCCCAGUCUAGGAGGCUCCCGGACGCCUGGGCCCUUCGUGGUGCCUCUUCUGGUGCUUCAAGGAGGAGCUGUGCAGGUGCUACCAUGGCUUGUCGCGAUGCUGCUGAGCCCCGGACGCCUGGGCCCCCCGGACGCUGGGGCCCCUCGGACGCCUGGGCACCCCGGACACCUGGGCCCCCCGGACGCCAGGGCCCCUCGGACACCUGGGUGCGGUCUAGGAGGCUCCCGGACGCCUGGGCGCCUCGGACACCUGGGCCCCCCGGAUGCCUGGGCCCCUUGGACACAGCCUAGGAGGCUCCCGGACGCCUGGGCCCUUCGUGGUGCCUCUUCUGGUGCUUCAAGGAGGAGCUGCGUGGGUGCUACCAUGGCUUGUCGCGAUGCUGCUGAGCCCCGGACGCCUGGGCCCCCCGGACGCCUGGGCCCCUCGGAUGCCUGGGCCCCUCGGACACCUGGGCCCCCCGGACGCCGGGGCCCCCCUGGACACCUGCAUCCCCUCUCCCGGACACCUGGGCCUCCCGGACGCCUGGGCCCCUCGGACGCUUGGGUGCAGCCUAGGAGGCUCCCGGACACCUGGGCCCCUCAGACGCCUGGGCCCCCGGACGCCUGGGCCCCUUGGAUGCCUGGGCCCCCCGGACACCUGGGCCCGGCCUAGGAGGCUCCCGGACGCCUGGGCCCCUCGUGGCGUCUCUACCAACACUUCAAGGAGGAGCUGCACGGGUGCUACCGUGGCUUGUCGCGAUGCUGCUGAGCCCCGGACGCCUGGGCCCCCCGGACGCCUGGGCCCCCCGGACGCCUGGGCCCCUGGACACCUGGGCCCCCCGGACAACUGGGCCCCCCGGACGCCGGGGCCCCUCGGACGCCUGGGCCCCUCCUGGACAGCUGAGCCCCCCCCCCGGACACCUGGGCCCCUUGGACGCCUGGGCCCCCCGGACGCCUGUUCCCUCCCCCGGACGCCUGGGCCCCCCCCGGACGCCUGGGCCCCCUCUCCCCCCCCCAAUAAACAUGGCCGCCUGCCCA